AUGACACCAUCGCCCGCCAUGGACUCGGUCCACCAGAAAAGCUUCGACGCCUUCAAGACGACGACACCGCCCCUCGAUAUAGACGCCACCAUGGCUCCCUCGCCCCCCCUCACACUUGCCGGCGACGAUGUCCCCGCCGCCCCUCAAUCUCAGCAGCAGCAGCAGCAGCAGCAGCAGCCCUCCAAGGAGAACUGUGACAGGAGGCGGCCGGAGGAUGAAGAGGACGCCUCCCGCUUCGUCAAGAUGCGCGGGGACCUUGUUGGGAAGCACGUCAGCCCUUUCCUCAAGGAGCACAUACCCGGACAGUACGCUCCCGUCGGCAAGCAGCAGGCCGACGAUGCCGCCGACGACACAAAGGACUCUGCUGCCGUCCAGGCCAAGGAUCCCAACACUCGCUUCUGCUACCGUCACCGUCCAGACUCCAAAUGUCGUCGUGCCGCCGACGAGACCAAGAUGGGCAUGAUUCAGAGGGACCUCAACAGCCUCUCCAACGCCGACCAGCAGGCCAUCACCCACGUCUGGUCCCUCUUCUCUGCCGCCCCUUCCAAGCAUCGCGAGCUUAUGCUCCAGGGCAUCAUCGCCCAGUGCUGCUUCCCCCAGCUCUCCACCGUCUCCCGCGAGGUCCACGAGCAGCUGAAGAUCGACUUCCUGACCGCCCUGCCCCCGGAGCUCUCCUACAAGAUCCUGUGCUCCCUCGACACCGUCUCGCUCUGCAAGGCUGCUCAGGUUAGCCGUCGCUGGCGUGACCUGGCCGACGACGAUGUCGUCUGGCACCGCAUGUGCGAGCAGCACAUUGACCGCAAGUGCACCAAGUGUGGCUGGGGCCUGCCUCUCCUCGAGAAGAAGAAGCUGGCUGCCUGGAGCCGACACCACAAGACGCACCACCCCCGUGCCGCGUCCGCGUCCGAGCCCGCCCGAGACGCCUGCGGCGCCCGAUCCGACGGCGCCCCCCGCUCCCCCCCGACGCCCGGCUCGAGCAAGCGCCGCCUGGACGGCGGAGACGACGAGAGCCGCGGCUCCGCCUCGGCCAAGAGGCCGCGCCUCGAUCCCGCCCCCAAGUCGGCCUCGCAGCUCGAGGUCGUCGCCAAGGUCAGGCCCUGGAAGGACGUCUACCGUGACCGCUUCAAGGUCGGCUACAACUGGAAGGCCGGCCGCUGCUCCAUCAGGACGUUCAGGGGCCACGAUAACGGCGUGACGUGCCUGCAGUUCGACCACAACAUCCUGGCCACGGGUUCCUACGACGCCACCAUCAAGAUCUGGAACAUCGAGACCGGCGAGGUCAUGCGCACCCUGCGCGGUCACACGUCGACCGUCCGCACCCUGCAGUUUGACGAGUCCAAGCUCAUCAGCGGCAGCUUCGACAAGACCAUCAAGAUCUGGAACUGGCAGACGGGCGAGUGCCUCAGCACCCUGCAGUGCCACACCGACGGCGUCCUGUCGGUCCACUACAUGGACAGCACCCUGGCCUCGGGGUCCAUCGACAAGACGGUCAAGAUCUUCAACUUUGACACGAAGCAGACCUUCUGCCUGCGCGGCCACACCGACUGGGUCAACCACGUCCGCAUCGACUCGGCCUCGCGAACCGUCCUCUCGGCCUCGGAUGACCUCACCAUCAAGCUGUGGGACCUCGACACCAAGCACUGCAUCAAGACGUACAGGGGCCACGUCGGCCAGGUCCAGCAGGUGCUCCCCAUGCCCGACGACUUCGAGCCCGACGACGUGCCCGACGCGGUCGACGGGAACAACGACGGCGUGUCGGUCCACAGCCGCCAGAGCGCCUCCCCCACCCCCGAGGGCGGCGCCGCCGACGAGCGGGUGGCCUACGGUCCCACCUUCGUCUCGGACAGGUCGAGGCCCCUCCCGCCCCGAUACAUGCUCAGCGGCGGCCUGGACAACACGGUGCGCCUCUGGGACACGGCCACGGGCAGGUGCAUCCGCAGCAUGUUCGGCCACGUCGAGGGCAUCUGGGGCCUCGUCGGCGACACCCUCCGCGUCGUCACCGGAGCCAACGACUCCAUGACCAAGAUCUGGGAGCCUCGUUCGGGCAAGUGUGAGCGGAGCUUCACCGGUCACGCCGGCCCCGUCACCUGCGUUGGCCUGAGCGACAGCCGCAUGGCCAGCGGCAGCGAAGACGGAGAGGUUCGGCUGUACAGCUUCGAUGGGGACACCCUCGAGGAGAGGGGCGUACCCUCUUGA
Molecule: messenger RNA, 2196 nt
Organism: Geosmithia morbida
Lineage: Eukaryota; Fungi; Ascomycota; Sordariomycetes; Hypocreales; Bionectriaceae
Product: F-box and WD-40 domain protein MET30
Exons: 2
Coding region: 1-2196 (731 amino acids)
Molecular function (GO): protein binding
Source: RefSeq, a predicted model, not a curated record